UUGACUUUGAGACUCUCCGACUUUUAAUGUUUUGCCAUGUCGCGCGCCCGAUGUGGUCCUUGCUGUGGACUUGGCUGCUGGCGAAGGCGGGCGCUGUCAGGCGCCCGCAGAUGCGAUGGGCACAGAGCAACGCCACGCUCUUCCUGGAGCUGAAGCCGGCGAGGGGAUCGACAUGUGAGCUCAGUGCGCAGAUACGCCUCGACCGGGUGCUAAUCAGCGACUGCAGCCUUUGGGACAUCGAGCUCCGGGAGGACGUUGUGGUCCAGGAGUCUCGAGUGGAGCGCUCGGGCAGGGCCACGCUGCUCUCACUGCGGAAGAAGCUGCCACACCGCUGGGACAGGCCCUUCAUGGAGGAAGACUCAUACACGCUGCCCAGAGACUGGCGGCGUGAAGAUCGAGAUCUUCCGGAGGAGGACGAGAUCGAGCUGGUCCGUGCGCAGAACUUACGCCGUUUGGGGGGCCGACAGCUGCGAGAGCUUGCCCGCGACAAGGUGCUGGUGCUCGCACUGCGCUACCCCUGGUGCAGCGCGUGCGAGGAGAAGGACCAAGCUUUUGUGAAGCUGAGCAAGGUGGCGGGCGGCAAGCCCGCCUUCGCCGAGGUCCAGUUUGGAUCCGUGGACCUUCGGGAGGAGAAAGAGUUAGCCAGACAGGUGUGGGCGGAUGGCUUGCAGAACUGCAGCAAGAGCUGCCCAUUGCACGUCUUCAAGCCUGAUGAGCCCUUUGAAGAGCCCUACAAGCUACAGGUGCACCUGCUCUACGAGAUGGACGAGGCGGCGAUGAUGGGGGAUCCCAUGGCUGGCAUGCCGGGCCACGCUCCGAAGAGCCAAACGGCGAAGCCCGACUUCGACCGCUUCGAGCGAGACUUGGCGCUGCUGCUGCCGCCCGCGGUGACGCAGCUUGGAGAGGACCAGGAGGAGGACUUCCGCAACACGACUUCGACGGCGGUGAUCGGAGGCGCUGUGAACCUCACCUCCUUCCGCCUCGCCGCCCGUCGCCUGCGCGGCAUCGCCGCCUUCGGCGCCCUGCCGCCGAUUCUUUCGGCGGCGGAUGCCACGGUGAAGUUGUGGCGCGAGGGCCGUGCGGUGGUCUACGAUGGCAACCUCAGCCAUAGCAGCUACCUGGAGCACUUUGCGCGUGUUCACGCGCAGCCCCUUCUACAGAACUACUCUUGGGACCUGAAGGACCAGGUGGAUGCCAUCGGAAUGCCGAUCGGGGUGCUGUGGCUGAACUACUCCAACUACAGCAAUAGCAGUCAGAAGGCGCUCAGCGCGUUCCGGCAGCUGUGUGCCAAGCGGCGGGGUACAAAUUCCACCCGGCACAUCCUGUGCUGCGUGAUGGAUCAGAGCUUUGCCUACUAUCAGCGCGACUAUGGUAGCCACGAGCCGUACCCGUUCCCCUUCUUCGGCCUCACCACGAAGCUGGGCUUCGGCGCUGCGGACCGCUUCGGCUUCCCCUUCAACGAGCCGGUGAACGCCUCGGUCUUCGGCUUCUUCAGCAACAGCAAAAGCGCCUUCCGGCGCAUGGACAGCUGGGCGGGCCGCGUGCUCCGCGGGCGCGUGGCCCCGAGCCACGAGUCCGGCCUCGGGUCCUCGGCCAAGUGGCGGCGAGGCGAGGUGCAAAACGUGGUAUGGAAGACGUUUCAGCAGGAGAUCAACGGAAGCACUGCAGACGUGCUGCUGGAAGUCUACGACGACCAGAGAAAGCGGAACCACAUCCUCACGGCGACCAUGGAUGUCCUGGCCAGAACCUUGAAGGACUAUGCGAACUUGAAGGUGGCGAGGAUGGAGUCGAGUCAGAACUACGUGCCGCCCAUCUUUGGCAGGAAGCAGUUCUCCAAGGAAACCGAGUACUAUUGGGUGCCGCCCAGCAUUGCCACUGGGGAAUGGGCCCCAACACCGCCGGUGCGGUAUCCUGGAGACGUGGAGGAUGUCACUCCUGCACAGCUCCUGCGCUUCUUCAAGAAGCACACCUUGUCCAGUUGGUCGCUCAAGGAGGCCCUCGAAGCAUCCGCGGACAUUGGGGAGGAGGUCAUGGGCCACGCGCGGGUGCAACAGCAGAUGGACGACCGCGCAGAGGAGGACAAGCAGCAGAUGAUCAAGAAGAUGAUGACCACGCUAAAGAAAGAGAAGGGACUGGUCGACGUGGGGGAGAUGAUGGGCCUGAAGAAAGCUGCCGACGCACUGGACCUGGAGGCAGAGAAGCCCAAGCCGAAGAGGGGCAAAGGCAGAGCGGCGGAAGUCAGCCCAGAGGAGGAGGAGGAGAGGCGAAAGCGUCGCCGGGAGCAGCUAAAGAAAGACGAGGAGAAGCAGAAGGACAUCGCCAGGAAAGACAAGGAGAAGAGGAAGCGUCGCCUGGAGGCAGACAAGCAGCGGAAAGAGAAGAAGAAGCAGGAGGAGGCCCUCCGAUUGGAGGCCGCGAAGAAGGCCGCGGAGGAGAAGCGCCGCAAGAAGGAGCAAGAGAAGCUGCGGCAGCCGGCGACUCCUUUGUUCUCCUGGGGGCAGUCCAAGGAGCAACUCCGCAUCUCCGUGUCCGUGCCGAAGAUGAAGGAAGACUCUUUGCGGGUAUCUCUGGCGCCAGAUCGAGUCAGCUUGAGGGCCCUGGACUGGCAGAUGCGGCCGCACCUCCUAGACUUCGAGCUGCGGGAGUUCGUGGAUGUGGAGAACUCCUCCUGGGCUGCGUCGGCCGAGGGCGCACUUCUCACGUUGCAGAAGAGCAUCUUCCACCGCUGGGAUCGCUUGGCUCAGAACCACAGCGCAGUGAAGAACUUCUUGCGCAAGGACUGGGUUCAGGACGAUGGCGCGCUGGAGGAGGACCAAGAGGAUGUGGAGCUCCCAUCGGGCGCAAACAUCAAGAAGGUCUCGGAAGAGACGAUGGGCAAAGUCCUGCAGACACACAGUCUGCUGGUGCUGGCGCCGAGGUUCCCCUGGUGCGACAAGUGCAAGGAGAAGGACCGGGAGUUUGCCAAGGCCGCGCGGAUCAGCCGGGAGAAGGAUCACCUGGAGAUGGUGGCCUUUGGCGUGCUGGAUGCGCGGGAGGAGAAGCACCUGGCAAGGAAGCACAACGUGUCCUGCAGCGAGGAGUGCGAGCUACUUCUCUUCAAGGAGGAUGAAGAAGAGCCCUACACUGUUCCCGGACGCCGCUUCGCAGAGGAGAUCCAGAUCGACUGCUACAAGCACUUGCUGCCGGUGGUCAGCGAGAUCGCGAACCGGAGCCAGUUCGAGCGGGUGCGCAGUGCUUUUGACACGGCCAUCAUGGGCUUCUUCCAGGGCACCAAGGAGUCGGACCAGUGGUACCCCCGCUUCCGUGCGGUGGCGCGUCAGCUCCGGGGCCACGCCCUCUUCGGGGCCGUCUUUCAAGGCCUCCCAAGCGACAUGGGCAUCGACUUCCGCCCCACGACCGUUGCGGCGAGCGACGGACGGCCACUGGUGUUGCUCUUUAAGCCCAAGGAGCAGCGGCACGUGGAGUUCACCGGGGAUCUGACCUUGGAGACCUUGAGCCACUUCUCCAAGGUCUUGAGCCUGCCGCUGCUGUCCCAGUACACCCCUGAGAGCCGCCAGAAGAUCCAGGAGCUCAAAGUUCCUGCGGCCAUGCUUUGGCUGGACGGAGAGGAGACCGCUGUUAGCGCGGCUGCGCAGGAGGUGGUCCGCGAGGUUGCUGCGCGCUUUUCUGGGCACUUGGUGUUCAUGUCGCUGAACGCCACCCGCGACGGGUUCCUCAUGCGGCCCUUCGGCCUGGACCCUCGCCGCGUGCCCGCCUUCGGCAUCUCCGCCUCGGAGAGCCCGGAGAGCCAGAAGUUCGCGCUCGAGCCGGUGGACUGGAACGACCACGAAGCGGCGGCGAGUGGCGUGGAGGACUUCUGCGGCGCCUUCCUCAACGGCUCGCUGGAGGCCGCCCAUGAGUCAGCUGAGCUGCCCAAGACCUAUGCCUGGCAAGGGCCCGGCUAUGUGGAGGAGGUGGUUUGGAAGACCUUCCGCCGCUCCAUCUCUGGGGGGCUUGAGAGCCACGAUGUGCUGCUGGAGCUCUACUCCCCCUACCGGCCCCAGCAUCGAACCCAUGUGGUGGUGCUGGACCUUGUGGCGGAGGUGCUGCAAAACCUCACCGCGCUGAAGGUGGCGCGCAUGGACACUGCCAACAACUAUGUGCCACCAGAGUUUGGCCUCAAGGACAAAGACCAGUCCUCCAGCAUCUUCUUCCUCACCCAGCACCGGGCUCCGAAGCGCUUCGUGCCAAAGGCGGCCAAGUUGGAAGACCUGCCGCUGAAGAUGAUCCGCUUUCUGCACCGCGAGUCCAGGGGCACUUGGGACUUGGACAAGGGCCUCGCGCUGGCGAAGCAGGAGGCGCAACGGCGCGUGAGACGGCUCAAGGCUUUGGAGAAGGACUACGAGAAGAAGAUGCAGGAUGAGUGGAUGCAGAAGGAGAUGGAGGAGUUUGAGCGGUACAAGCGAAUGGGCAAGUUCGACAACCUGAACAUUUGAGGAGUUCGUGGUCGCCUUGGAGGUGUGAGUGUGCGCGCGGAGCAGCCGGCGCGCGGAAAAGGGGAAAAGGCCCUGCGCACAUUGCUCCGAGAAUUGGGGUUCUCCUAAAUCGAGUCCCCUCCGACAAGGGGGCGGGGGCGGUGAUGUUCC
Messenger RNA from Effrenium voratum, 4625 nucleotides. NCBI's taxonomy places the organism in Eukaryota, Dinophyceae, Suessiales, Symbiodiniaceae. The record is from the annotation of a GenBank genome assembly.